Phanerochaete carnosa HHB-10118-sp is the source of this 1145-nucleotide messenger RNA. RefSeq lists its product as uncharacterized. The transcript has 4 exons. The record is from RefSeq and is a predicted model, not a curated record. Bases 40 to 861 code for a protein of 273 amino acids. Lineage: Eukaryota; Fungi; Basidiomycota; Agaricomycetes; Polyporales; Phanerochaetaceae.
GUCAUUACCCGCUGUCCUACUUGUACAACAGGACUCAGUAUGUUGUUCAAAUCGUUCCUCCCCACGAUUAUUCUUGCCACUGCCGUCGCUGCAGGACCCCAUGAUGCUCCUCGCCGCCGCCACGCUGGCGUGAGCAGCCUCCAUAUCGAGCUCGACCCCGCUCAGAACGGGACGCUGCUCAAGCGUGGCCAGACUUUCCAGAACGCGCGCUUCAGCAUGUAUUCCCCCGAGACCGGGAACCAGGUCGCCUGCGGAGGCUUUUACCAUAACAGCGAUUGGAUUGUCGCGCUGAACUCUCCGCAAUUCGGGUCAAUCGCUGGGCACAUGUGCGGCCAGCAAAUUACGAUUUCACUCAAUGGUAAGACUGCCCAGGCGACGAUUGUGGACGAGUGCCCCGGCUGCCCGCAGAACGGCCUCGACUGCACACCCGCGAUUGCAAACUUCUUCGGUUUCUUCGACGACCUCGCGUGGGGUAGCUGGAGUGUCGGCGGCGGCAACCCUGCGUCCACGCCCCCACCACCUACGGCGUUUAAGGCGCCACCCACGACAUCUGCACCGCCCCCGCCCCCGCCUCCGCCUCCGCCCCCACCCCCUCCGACGACAUCGAGCAUAGUGCCCACGGUCUCGUCGACCUGGAGCAGCUCUUCCUCUUCGAGCGUCUGGUCGUCCCCGUCUUCCUCGGUCGCCUCGUCCUCGAGCGCCGCUAGCUCGAGCUUCAUCGCGAGCAGCAUUGCCGCAUCAAGCACUGCUGCUGGCGCGUCCUCGACCGCGGCGCCCACUCCGACCUCGAACAUCGCAACGCUGUACGCGAACAUCGUGAACAUGGCGCUCCUCGUGCUUGCCGGUGAGAACGCGCAGUGAUUUGCUCCUCGCAUGCCGCCCCCUCUCCGUUGUGGUUCCUUUAUAAUCUUCAUGCUGUUGAUACCCAUUGGGCGGUGGUUUAUAUGAAGUGUAGCACACGUAGAUGAUACCCUCUCACGUCUCUGAGCUAUUCGCUCCGCUGCUUUCGGCGUUAAUAUUGUGGUAUUUAUGCUAUCUGUUGUGCUCCGUCUGAGUCGCUUUCUGUGCGUGUUACAUACGUUUUGCGGUUUUGAGUCGACCCGAGUCACUUGACAUGUAUAUGCUGGUAUAUGCCGUUGUGACUC